CAUUUCAAUGUUAUAUAAGAUAGAAAACACUACAUCUAAUCUCUCUCAUGAGCUCAUCAAAACAUUCACAAGAAAGUAACAUUUUUUUGUCUCUUUGAGGCUCGUUCUUUUUAGCUUUUAUCCAUUGAUUACCAGGAGAUACCUUUUGUGGUUUUUAAUUUUGAGGCUUGACAUUCUUAGCGUUUUAUCAAAGUUUGCAAAGCUGAAAUUUUUACUUCACAAUUUCAUCGUUUUUAUCGCAUAAAAGAACAACAUUUGGGUUUGUCUACUUUGGUUUUGGUUCUUAAAGCUGAAACUAGUACUGCCGAAUACACUAAUUUCAUCUCAUGAUCUGUGAGUUGAGGAACAAGAUCCCUUCUUUCUGAGUUCAUACUAAUCAUGGCACGAUCCUUUAAGAGUGUUUUCUGUGUUCCUGAACUGAACGAGAACAUGCUUGGCUCCAAAACCAAAGGAGCUUUGGUGCCUUGUUCUUCGACCAAAGUAAAAUCAAAGGGUUGUUCUGUUUUGAAUAAUGUCUUCAUGGGAGAAUCUGUUGCCCUAGAUGAAAAAGGUUUAGGGUAUUUCAGUUCAAAAGCCUCUAGCAGUGUUCCUGUUCAUGCACAAGCAACAAUUAGUGUUAGCAAGAGUUUGAAGUGGUGGGAAAAGAAUCUAAAGCCUAACAUGAUUGAGAUCCAUUCAGCACAAGAAUUAGUUCAUUCUUUGCUCAACGCUGGUGAUUCAUUGGUUGUGGUUGACUUCUAUUCACCUGGUUGUGGAGGUUGCAGAGCCCUUGAUUCAAAGAUCUGUCAAAUAGCUGGAUUGCACCCAAAUGCAAUAUUUCUGAGAGUCAAUUACGAUGAACUGAAAAACAUGUGUCACGGUUUGCGCAUUCACGUGUUACCUUUCUUCAGAUUCUACAGAGGUGUGGAGGGUCGAGUUUGUAGCUUUAGCUGUACCAAUGCAACUAUCAAGAAAUUCAAAGAUGCCAUGGCAAAACAUAGUAAUGAAAGGUGUAGUUUUGGUCCAGCUAAAGGUUUGGAAGAAUCUGAGUUGAGAAUUUUGGCCUCGAUGGGUGAAAUAUCGAAUGAUUCCUCGGUGAUAGUAUAUCCUAAACAAGAGAAAAUGAAAAAUUUGGUUAAUGAUUUUUCUGGGAUUUGGAACAUGGCUAGUAACAGCAGGGGAGUUAUGAAGGACACUGUGUUCUGAAUUUAUUUUGAAACUACCAAAUAGAACAUUUAUUUAUUUAUUUAUUAUGUUAAGAAUUUAUUUUGAAACUACCAAAUAGAGCAUUUAUUUAUUUAUUUUGCCUUGUUUUGGGAUGAAGAUCUUAGUUAAGUAAAACAGCUUCAUACCAUUUUUUUUUUCUAGGAUGUUUACUGAUUUUUAUUUGUUCUGUAAAUUAUUUUCUUUAGUGUGUGGGGAGGGCUCCUAAGCCCCUGCAAUUUUAAGUGUACUGGGAUAAUUUCAGAGUCCUCUCAUUUUUUUUUCUAUUUUCUUUUUUUUUUUGGUCCCAAAAUCAUCUUAAAAUGGGUGAUUUAUAGGAUCUUCAUGGUUGUUCACUACAAUUCCUUGUUCACAUGUUAAGUUUUAUAGAAAGGUGAUAAAGUUUUGGAAAUUAAAAUGCUACAUCAGUUAUGAAUUUGGCUUUUGUUAAAAGUCAUAAUCAGUA
Vigna unguiculata (cowpea) is the source of this 1648-nucleotide messenger RNA. RefSeq names its product thioredoxin-like 1-2, chloroplastic. Lineage: Eukaryota; Viridiplantae; Streptophyta; Magnoliopsida; Fabales; Fabaceae. Gene Ontology annotation, biological process: cell redox homeostasis. Gene Ontology annotation, cellular component: chloroplast. The record is from RefSeq and is a predicted model, not a curated record.